CCGCCGCGAAAUGGACGUAGUGUUGCCACAAUACCUAUAUUUGUUAUUUAUGGAUUACUAUGGCACCGGACCGCGGCACCGGGCACAUGUGUACGCAUGAACGUCGCGCGAAGUACACGGGAAUUCUUUAUCCCGACAAAAACUCAGCUUACGCCUCGCGGACUGUAUUUUUACUAGCUAAAAUUUACUACGGCACUAGCGUACGCUAUGACGUUAAAGUUUGUAUGAAAUAUAAACGUUUUGAAACGUGUGCCACAUGUCUAGGACAACGCGAAAAUUCACAUUCCUGUAACCUGUUCACGCUUGUUCUCGUUUCGGGACGAUUGCGGAGCCGCCAUUAGUGAAAUAAAUAAUUGUGGUUAUAAAAAAGUUCUAAAUAAUAAGUGUUCAUUGCAAAUAGUUCAGUCUUAGUGCCUUAACAAAAGUGAGGGACUGUCUGCGAGUGACAGACAGACAGUUGACGACAAAACAAUAAAACGUAUUGCUGAUAAGCUUUAAGAAAUAUGCUUAUUUAAAUAAUCUAUUCAGUGUUCAAAUGUUAACUAUAAUAAAUAGUGAAAAUAUAUACUAAAAAGUGUUAAAAUGACGGUGAAAACAGAAUCUAAUGGACACACGUAUUGGCAAUGGAUUUUUGGUAUAAUAGCCAACAUGGGAUUCCUGGUCUUCGGCCUGGAAGCAGCCUGGAUAUCUCCCACUACGAAAAAGCUGCAAGCUGCUGACUCUCCUCUAGGUGCUCCAUUAACAAACCAGGAAAUAUCCUUAAUGGCCAGCAUCAACUGCUUCUCAGCAGCUCUGGUUGUACCUAUAUAUGCCAUAAUAGCUGAUAGAUUUGGCAGGAAAUGGGCCGUCUUAUUCUCUACUAUUCCAGCUUUUCUAUCAAUCAUUCUCCGGCUAACGGUACCAAAUGUAAUAGCUCUUAUCAUAGCAAGAGCAGCUGCUGGGAUAUCAUCGUCUGGUACAUUCGCUAUCACGCCAAUCUACAUUCGCGAACUAAGCCAGAACAAUCUUAUAGGCGUCCUAGGAUCCAUAUCAGUCCUGCUGCAGAACCUAGGUUUCCUGAUAAUGUACUUAAUCGGCGCAUACUUUGAUUACUUCACAGUUUUGUGGAUAUUUUUAGCAUUCCCUUUAGCUAUGGGAGUGUUAAUGUUAAAGGCCCCUGAAUCACCUGCCUUUUUGGUUAAGCGUGGGAAAAUAGAUGAAGCCUACACGGCAAUUGCCUUUCUAAGAGGUCUUAAAAUUGAUGAUAAAGAAAUUAAAACUGAGAUAGAAUACAUGCAAAAACAAGAGGAAACGUUUAAAAAUCUUCCCAAGGUUGACUUGAAAGCUAUAUUUAAAGAUAAAGCUUGGCGUCACGGCUUACUUUUAAUGUUCUCUAUCUUUACAAUCUACGCGUGGAAUGGUGCAUUUGCAACAAUAACCUAUGCCUCCGCUAUAUUGGAGUCGACGGGAAGUAAUUUGGGAAUCAGUCCAGAAAUGCAAACAUUGAGUUUUCCAAUCGUCAUGAUUGUUGCUUCGCUUGUAUUUACAAGCAUUGCGGAGAGGUUUAAUCGAAAGCCUCUCCUGAUAGUAUCAUUCCUCAUAUCAGCGAUCGCUCUCGUAUGUUUGGGAAUAGCAAUGCGUAUGCAGUCCUACGGCUAUACAAUCCCUAACUGGUUACCAGUCACUUGCUUGAUGAUCGUAGUAGCAUUCUACGCUGGAGGAGUCAGGACGUUACCGUUUAUUAUACUUACGGAAAUGUUUAAUUUCCAGGCUCGGGCCAAAGUGAUGGGCUGCAUAAGCACCUACGCAUGGUUGACUACAACCAGCCAACUUUUUGCGUAUACACCCCUUACGGAUGCUUUUGGAAUAUACACAACGUUCAUAAUCUACGGCUUCCUGAAUCUUGUUGGCGCUUUAUUCACAUCAAUUCUUCCCGAAACGAGAGGAAAGACUGAUGAAAUUAUAAGAGACGAACUGGCGAAUGGGAAAAAGAAAUAAUGGAAAAGAAACUUAAUUGUUGUGUUGGGGUAUUUUUCAUUAGUGCAAAGAGAAGUUAUUUCAAGAUAAUUGGUCUGUUUGUGAGAUGGUAUGGAUCGUUAGGAGAUUUUAUGCUUAAAAAUAGGCCCUUGUUGGCACGUUGAAGAAAGACAAAAUGUAAAUAGGUUUUUUGUAUUUACUUAACUGUUAACUAGAGAUUAUCCUCCUUAGAUGCUACGCUUACGCUAAAGGUAUCAUGUGCCGAGGUAUUUCCAUGAUAUACAUAUCUUAUCCAUAACUCAAAAGAGCUUACAUAAUUAGGUAUUUAUGUACCUAUACCUCUACAGGGCGUCCCACUAUUUUAAUACUAAGCGCGAAGGGACUUGUAGUUUUGCAUACACUGAUCACGUAAAAAAUGCUUAAACAACAAAAUUAUGUUAAACAUUUUUUGAUAAAUUUUUCC
Messenger RNA from Colias croceus (clouded yellow), 2419 nucleotides. RefSeq names its product facilitated trehalose transporter Tret1-like. The record is from RefSeq and is a predicted model, not a curated record. Gene Ontology annotation, biological process: transmembrane transport. The coding region runs from base 583 to 1977 and encodes 464 amino acids. The transcript has 8 exons. Gene Ontology annotation, molecular function: transmembrane transporter activity. Gene Ontology annotation, cellular component: membrane. NCBI's taxonomy places the organism in Eukaryota, Metazoa, Arthropoda, Insecta, Lepidoptera, Pieridae.